AUGGAAAACGCCUUCACGCAUUCGGCCGACUCGGUCGUUGCUGGCCUCGGCGUAGACCCGGUGGCUGGCUUGACGGAGGACCAGGUCGUCGAGCAGAGAUCCAAGCAUGGCAAGAAUGCCAUCGCCGAGGAGCCGCCAACGCCACUAUGGGAGCUCAUCCUAGAGCAGUUCAAGGACCAGCUGGUCAUUAUCCUCCUGGGCUCGGCCGCCGUGUCAUUCGUCCUUGCGCUUUUUGAAGAGGAGGAGGGCUGGAGCGCAUUUGUCGAUCCCGCCGUCAUUCUCACCAUCCUCAUCCUCAACGCCGUCGUCGGAGUCUCGCAGGAGAGCAGCGCGGAAAAGGCGAUUGCGGCCCUGCAGGAAUAUUCUGCCAACGAAGCCAAUGUUGUGCGCAAUGGCGGCCAGGUUUCGCGCGUCAAGGCCGAAGAGCUAGUCCCCGGUGACAUCAUUUCCGUCUCUGUCGGCGACCGUAUCCCCGCCGACUGCCGCCUGCUGUCCAUCCACAGCAACAGCUUCGCCGUUGACCAGGCCAUCCUGACUGGAGAGAGCGAGAGCGUGGGCAAGGAUGAAUCCGCUGUGGUCGAGGAUGAGCGCGCCGUCAAGCAGGAUCAGGUCAACAUGCUGUUCUCGGGCACCACCGUCGUGACCGGCCGCGCCAAGGCUGUCGUGGUCCUGACGGGCUCCAACACGGCCAUCGGCGACAUUCACGAGAGCAUCUCGGCCCAGAUUUCGGAGCCUACCCCGCUGAAGCAGAAGCUCAACGACUUUGGCGACCAGCUCGCCAAGGUUAUCACCGUCAUUUGCGUGCUCGUCUGGCUCAUCAACAUCCCUCACUUCAAGGAUCCCAGCCACGGCAACUGGACCAAGGGUGCCAUCUACUACCUCAAGAUCGCCGUCUCGCUUGGUGUUGCAGCCAUCCCCGAGGGCUUGGCCGUCGUCAUCACCACCUGUCUCGCCUUGGGAACGCGUAAGAUGGCCGCCAAGAACGCCGUUGUCCGGAGUUUGCCCUCGGUCGAGACUCUGGGCAGUUGCAGCGUCAUCUGCUCCGACAAGACCGGAACAUUGACCACCAACCAGAUGAGCGUGAGCAAAAUUGUCUACAUCAAGGAGGACGGCUCGGAUCUGGAGGAGCUGGAUGUUGAAGGCACCACUUUUGCUCCCCGCGGCGACAUCAGCCGCGGCGGAAAGGUUGCCCGUGAUCUGCCCCAACAGUCUGCCACGGUCAGGCGCAUGGCCGAGGUCGCCGCCCUUUGCAACGAUGCCCGCAUUGCCUACGAUGCCCAGUCUGGCGCUUACUCCAUAGUUGGUGAGCCCACCGAGGGAGCCCUUCGUGUUCUGGCUGAGAAGCUUGGUCCCUGCCCGCCCCAGGAAUGCCACCCCGAGGAUCGCGUUCAUUACGCUAGCGCCUGGUACGAGAAGAACAACCAGCGUCUCGCCACCUAUGAGUUCUCUCGCGACCGCAAGAGUAUGUCUGUCCUGGUCAAGAACGGCGGCGACCCCCGGCUCCUGGUCAAGGGUGCGCCCGAGUCUAUCCUGGAGCGUUGCACGCACACUCUUGUGGGCGCCGAUGCCAAGAAGGUUCCGCUUGACAAGAAGCUGUCCGACCUGCUCUUCAAGGAGGUUGUCGACUACGGCAACCGUGGCCUCCGUAUUAUCGCUCUGGCGGCCAUCGACGAUGUCUCUGGCAACCCGCUGAUCAACAAGGCCAAGUCUACAUCCGAGUAUUCGCAGCUGGAACAGAACAUGACUCUCCUAGGUUUGGUUGCCAUGCUCGACCCCCCGCGGCCCGAGGUCGCUGGCUCUAUCAAGCAGUGCAAGGGCGCCGGCAUCCGUGUCGUUGUUAUCACCGGCGACAACCGCAACACGGCUGAGAGCAUCUGCCGCCAGAUUGGAGUGUUUGGAGAGUUCGAGGAUCUCAAGGGCAAGAGCUACACCGGCAGGGAGUUUGACAACCUCAGCCAGAGCGAACAGCUCGAGGCCGCCAAGCACGCAUCGCUGUUCUCCCGUGUCGAGCCGAGCCACAAGUCCAAGCUGGUUGAUCUCCUGCAGUCCCUCGGCGAAGUCGUUGCCAUGACUGGCGACGGUGUCAACGAUGCUCCCGCCCUGAAGAAGGCCGAUAUUGGCGUUGCCAUGGGGUCCGGUACCGAUGUCUCGAAGCUGGCUGCCGACAUGGUUCUCGCUGAUGACAACUUUGCCACUAUCGAGUCUGCCAUCGAGGAAGGUCGCUCCAUCUAUAACAACACCCAGCAGUUCAUCCGUUACCUCAUCUCGUCCAACAUCGGAGAGGUCGUGUCCAUCUUCCUCACGGCGGCUCUUGGCAUGCCCGAGGCCCUGAUUCCCGUGCAGCUCCUCUGGGUCAACCUGGUCACCGACGGUCUUCCUGCCACGGCCCUGUCGUUCAACCCUCCGGACCACGACAUCAUGAGGCGUCAGCCCCGCAAGCGUGACGAGCCUCUGAUCGGCGGCUGGCUGUUCUUCCGCUACCUGAUCAUCGGCACCUACGUCGGCCUGGCCACCGUGGCCGGCUACGCUUGGUGGUUCAUGUACAACCCGGAGGGUCCUCAGAUCACCUUCUCUCAGCUCUCCAACUUCCACCGCUGCUCAUCGCAGUUCCCUGAGAUCGGCUGCUCCAUGUUCGCCAAUGAUAUGGCCAAGUCGGCAUCCACCGUCUCGCUGUCCAUCCUAGUGGUUAUCGAGAUGUUCAACGCCAUGAACGCGCUGUCUUCGAGCGAGUCGCUGCUCACCCUGCCUCUCUGGGAGAACAUGAUCCUUGUCUACGCCAUUGCCCUGUCCAUGGCGCUGCACUUUGCUCUGCUGUACACCCCGGUUCUGCAGGGCCUCUUCUCGAUCCUUCCUCUCAACUGGCUCGAGUGGAAGGCGGUGCUAUACAUCAGCGCCCCAGUUAUUUUCAUUGACGAGGUCCUCAAGCUGGUCGAGCGCCAAUUCUUCAUGCAAAAGACAACGCGUGGCGUCAGUACUACCAAGAAGGAGCAGUAA
Gaeumannomyces tritici R3-111a-1 is the source of this 2994-nucleotide messenger RNA. Its product is annotated as calcium-translocating P-type ATPase. Bases 1 to 2994 code for a protein of 997 amino acids. The transcript has 4 exons. Gene Ontology annotation, biological process: calcium ion transmembrane transport; intracellular calcium ion homeostasis. The record is from RefSeq and is a predicted model, not a curated record. Gene Ontology annotation, molecular function: ATP hydrolysis activity; P-type calcium transporter activity; ATP binding. Lineage: Eukaryota; Fungi; Ascomycota; Sordariomycetes; Magnaporthales; Magnaporthaceae. Gene Ontology annotation, cellular component: membrane.